Rangifer tarandus platyrhynchus (Svalbard reindeer) is the source of this 2610-nucleotide messenger RNA. Lineage: Eukaryota; Metazoa; Chordata; Mammalia; Artiodactyla; Cervidae. The record is from the annotation of a GenBank genome assembly.
AUGAAGGCCCUGCUCCUGCCCAUCGCCCUCAGCCUGCUCACCGCCCUGCGGGCCCAGGAACCCCCAUCCUGCCCUCUGGAGCCCCAGCAGAUCGCAGGGACUUGGUAUGUGAAGGCCGUGGUGACCGACAAGAACAUGCCUAAGGAGAUGAGGCCCAGGAAGUCAUCCCCUGUGACCUUGACGGCCCUGGGCGGCGGGGACCUGGAAAUCAGGUUCACCUUAAUGAAGGAGGACCAGUGCCAUGAGAAGAUAACAAGGAUGCAGCCGACCGGGGAGCCCGGCAAAUACAGCGCCAGUGGCGGCAAGAAGCACAUAUACAUCCUGGAACUGCCCGUCGAGGGCCACUACAUCCUUUUCUGCCAAGGCCAGCUCCAGGGGAAAUCAGUCCAAGUGGGGAAGCUCAUAGGUAGAAAUCCUGACGUGAGCCCAGAGGCCCUGGAGGCCUUUAAGAAAUUCGCACAGCGCAAGGGCUUGUCCCCGGAGGACGUCUUCACACCUGAGCAGAUGGACCCGCGAAACCAUGGGGGCCUCACCCAGCCCGACGUGAACGCCACGGCAACCGUCCGCCGCUCCCCGCGGGCCUCAGGCACUCCCUCCGGUGGAAGCCGCAGCCUGGUGCUGGUCUGGCUCCCACGUGCCCACAGAGGCCUCUGCUCAGGGCUCUGUGGUCGGGCGGAGGCACGCAUCUCUAUAGACUUCCUGCCGGGGAAGGGGUACGCGGUCGUGCACUCCCAGGGCAGGAUGGACAGGACCUACUUCCGCAUGGCCAUGCUCAUUGGUGCGCCAGCGCUUUCUGAGACCGCACGCCCCACCAUCCAGCCUCCUUCUUGGGACAUCUGGGUGGGGAAGGCCCCAUCCGUGGGCACCCCCAGGGAGAGCGGCUGGAGUCUUAAUGAGACCUGGCCGGCCUGCUCAGCUGCCCAGACGCACGUCCACCCAUCCCCUUCAGGCUGCUCCCUGGAGGAGAGCCCAGAGGCCCUGAGAACCUUCGAGGAGUUUGUGGAGAGCAAAGGGCUAAACAAGACAGAAAUGGUCAGCCCCUGCACGUGGGCCCGCAGGCAAAUGUCCAUGGGGCCGCAUCUGCUUGUGCAGCUGCCUGUGUUGGAAGAGCACUUAGUACCGGGGCCCACAGGACGUCAUCGAGCGCCGCCCGCUCCAGCUCGGGGAGCCACCCUGUCCUCCCGCAGCCAACGCCGCCCUCAGCAGGGGCGGACGCACCCGUUUCUAACCGACAGGCAGGGGAUCAGUGACACCGUGAUCUUUCCCCCGGAAACCCCAGGGCCCCUCACCCCCCGACCCCAGUUCCCACAGGACAAAUCUUGUGUGAUUCCGCUCACGUGGGGCCCCGUGGAGACUGGACUAGACGGUGGGGCCAGGGACUGGCAUGGGGCCCAGGUGGCAGGGACGUGGCACUCCGAGGCCGUGGCAGCCAGCGACAUCUCCCUCCUGGACGCUGAGGGCACGCCCGGCCCCCCGAGAGUGUACACGGAUGAGCUGAGGCCCAUCCCGAGGGACUGGAGAUCCUGGAGACCCCUGGAGAUCCCCCUGCAGAAACGAUGGGUGUCCCCCGCAGUAGAUCUGCCCCUCCCCGGGCUGCAGGCCUGCAAGGGAGGGCUCCUGGCUGGACCCAGCUCCACUGUGGGCAGGACCAGGGCCCCAGGGAGUGGGGAUGGAGCUCACAGGUCCCUGUGCCCUUGGAGCCCUGCCCAGGGCUUCAGGCCUCACAGGACGGCCCUGGGGUCGGUGUGGGGAGACGCUCAUGUGAAGGCCACCGCUGGGCAGCUGCUGGCCUGGGUCCUCGGGGCCUGGGCAGUUCCCAGCAGGAGCCCCGAAUGGGCAGAGGGAUUAUACAGGGGCUUCGGCUCUGCAGGACUUCAUCUCUCCUUUCCUGCUGCCUCUGGUGCUGCCCCCUGGUGGCUGCGGGAUGAAGGAUCCAGUCACCUGCAGGGUACCGCCAGCAGCACGGCUGUCACCUUCAACAAGGAUGAAAACAAAACAAAAAACACAGAAGAGAAACUCAACAAAUCCCGGCACCUGUGUCCCAGAAGCGCGACCCCGGCUGCAUCCGUGAAGUGCCUCCUGCUCGCCCUGGGCCUGGCCCUUGCCUGUGGCGUCCAGGCUGCCCACAUCCCCCAGACGGCGGAGGACCUGGACGUUAGAAAGGUGGCGGGGACCUGGUACUCCUUGGCCAUGGCGGCCAGCGACAUCUCUCUGCUGGACGCCCAGAGUGCCCCCCUGAGAGUGUACGUGGAGGAGCUGAAGCCCACCCCCGGGGGCGACCUGGAGAUCCUGCUGCAGAAAUGGGAGAAUGGCAAGUGUGCUCAGAAGAAGAUCAUUGCAGAAAAAACCGAGAUCCCUGCAGUGUUCAAGAUCGAUGCCUUGAACGAGAACAAAGUCCUCGUGCUGGACACUGACUACAAAAAGUAUCUGCUCUUCUGCAUGGAAAACAGUGCUGAGCCCGAGCAGAGCCUGGCCUGCCAGUGCCUGGUCAGGACCCCGGAGGUGGACGACGAGGCCAUGGAGAAAUUCGACAAAGCCCUCAAGGCCCUGCCCAUGCACAUCCGGCUCUCCUUCAACCCGACGCAGCUGGAGGAGCAGUGCCGCGUCUAG